AUGAUUUUCUGUUUAUAUCCCAACUCAACUCAUAUUUUGCAGCCCUGUGAUGUAGGAAUAUUUGGACCGUUGAAGAAAAAUUGGAAAAGGGUAGUGAGAAAGCAUAAACAGGCAUCCACUGUACCUAUAACAAAACAAAAUUUUGCUGCGUUGUUUAAAAUAGCUUACGACAGAAGCAUUAAGCCAACUACGAUAAAAAAUUCAUUUAGAGUUUGUGGUUUAUAUCCAAUGUCUCCAGAUGCAGUUGACUACUCACGCUGCAUAAGUAAUAGAAGGCAAGAAAUUGCGCAACAAAACCAAAAAGGCACCACAACCUCUAGUCUUCAUGACCAAAAAGAGGAUCUACGAAGUACGAUCAAGGUUAUAGAAGGUGAAGUUGGCCAGAUGAUAAGAAAUGAGUUUGUCAUGUCUUACAAUUUAAACCGUUCUCAUCCCCAUCAAUAUUUUGAGCUGUGGAAAAAAUGUAGAAAUCAACUUGAGAAUAAAAAACAGAGUGACACGAUAACACCGAAUACCCCGAUCAUUCCUCUUGAUCUGUCAGUAUCAUCUAUAGAAGCGUCUACUUCAAACGAGGACGAUUCCAAACUGGAAUCAAGCUAG
Messenger RNA from Parnassius apollo (apollo), 600 nucleotides. NCBI's taxonomy places the organism in Eukaryota, Metazoa, Arthropoda, Insecta, Lepidoptera, Papilionidae. The record is from the annotation of a GenBank genome assembly.